AUGGAGCUUUGCAACGAUGUGAUGCCUGUUUUUCUGACUAAGAACAGCUAUGAUUAUUUUUAUAAAAAUAUUGGAGUGUAUGUUACGCUAGUUGACAAUUUAGUAUAUUCCUAUCCAUUAUUUUUGACAAUUCUGAUGGUUUGUGAAAGAAUUUAUGUAUUGAUAUUUCCAUUUGGGAGAGUCUUCGCAAAUAAGAAACUGUGGUGGUACUGUUGUGGGAUUGCUACUUGGACAGCGAUCUUCGUGAUUACUCCUUUCUAUAAAGGUUGUCCCGUGAUAUUCGAUUACUACAGUCUCACAUAUGUUACGGAGUGUGAACACUUUUUCACGUACUUGUUCAACAAUUUCAACUGGGUUAUACCAAUCUCUUGUAUGCUACUCAACAUUGUCAUCAUAUUUUAUGUUUCCUACAUUCGAAGGAAAUCCCAAAUGAACAGUGAUCAACUGAAACGUCGAAAAGAAGAAAAAGUUAUGAUAUCUCAAUCAGUUGCCACAACUACUUUCCUCAUUACUUAUGAAAUCACAGAGAUUUUAAAUAGUAUCUUUAAGACAGAAUACCUUGCCCUUUCGGAAUCGACUCAACGGGCGAUAUACUACACGAGAGAUUCUUUAGUUGGACUCACGUGUUUCUUCAUUUAUUUCGUUGGAACCCCUGCAAUACGAAAGAUUAUCUUCGAUAGAGCAUUCUUCGUAACAACCGGAAGAAACAAGUUUAAAACAGUUUCUGUUAGUGCGAUGAUUUAA
Messenger RNA from Caenorhabditis remanei, 744 nucleotides. RefSeq lists its product as uncharacterized. Lineage: Eukaryota; Metazoa; Nematoda; Chromadorea; Rhabditida; Rhabditidae. The record is from RefSeq and is a predicted model, not a curated record. The transcript is spliced from 6 exons. Bases 1 to 744 code for a protein of 247 amino acids.